GAGAGGAGGCCCUGUGUUCCCAAGAAGGGGGGUUACUCUUGGGCAUAUGGGAGCAGAGAGAGGGGAGAGAUGGGCGCCAAGACAUGCGCCCUCCCUCACAAGAGGGGACGCAGCAAAUCCAAAUUGCAGCAAGGGGACAAAACCAGCGACAAGCCAACAAAAUAGGGCCAGGUGCGGGAGCAGGACUGGCCACUGUGGCCAGAGACCCGCGUCCGGGGAGAACCAGAGCGCGCGCACCCGCCCGCCCCGCUCGCAGCAGCAGCAGCUACCAGUGCCAGAGCAGGGACAGCUCUUCGCUGUUCCCCUCACUGCUCCUUCCAGCAGCAGCAGGAGGAGGUUACUUUUCAGUGUCUGGUUACAAGAAGACACGCCUCGUGCUGCCUGGAAGCGUGUUGAAUGAGGUGCUGCUGGACGGGCAAGUACAGCAGGAAAAGCAGCAAAAAGCACGGCGGUAAAGACCUUGCUGGAAGCAUCGGCCAGUGUUACUGAGCAGUUCCUCGUGUUUCAGGGAGCAACAGCCUGACUAGGCUCUUUGCCAGCAAAUUCCUGCUUUAGUAAAAACAUGGCAUUUCGUAAGGUAAGUAAAAGGAACUGUCCUCAUUGGAGGAGGUGCCAUAGCAACAGUUUUUGGCAUCUCUCAGUUUUCGCAGUAUAGAAACAACACGAUAACUUUAUGUAUGUUCAAGCAGCAGAACCUGUGAACAUACCAAUGAAAAAUCACUUUCCAACAAGAGAAGAUCAGUUCCUGGCUCUACAAAACACAAGUGAAUUUGAUGUGCUUGUUAUAGGAGGAGGAGCAACAGGAUGCGGCUGUGCAUUAGACGCUGUUACGAGAGGACUAAAAACAGCUCUUGUAGAAAGAGAUGAUUUCUCAUCAGGGACCAGCAGCAGGAGCACUAAAUUGAUCCAUGGUGGAGUGAGAUAUCUUCAGAAGGCCAUCAUGAGGUUGGAUUUCGAGCAGUACAGGAUGGUAAAAGAAGCACUUCAUGAACGUGCCAACUUGCUCGAAAUUGCUCCUCACUUAUCAGGUCCUUUACCUAUAAUGCUUCCUGUUUACAAAUGGUGGCAGUUGCCUUACUACUGGGUGGGAAUAAAACUAUAUGAUCUUGUAGCUGGAAGUCAGUGUCUGAAAAGCAGCUAUGUGCUCAGCAAGUCAAGAGCCUUGGAACUCUUUCCAAUGCUACAGAAAGACAGGCUUGUAGGAGCUAUUGUCUACUAUGAUGGACAACACAACGAUGCACGAAUGAACCUUGCCAUCGCCCUCACUGCUGCCAGGUAUGGUGCUGCCACAGCCAAUUACACUGAAGUGGUGCACUUGCUGAAGAAGACAGAUCUAAAGAGCGGGAAGGAGCGUGUCUGUGGCGCACGAUGCAGGGAUGUUCUUAGAGGGCAGGAAUUUGAUGUCAAAGCCAAAUGUGUUAUCAAUGCUACAGGACCUUUCACAGACUCUGUGCGGAAAAUGGAUGAUCAGGAAGUAUCAAACAUCUGUCAGCCGAGUGCAGGCGUGCAUAUUGUGAUGCCUGGUUAUUACAGCCCCGAUAACAUGGGGCUACUUGACCCAGCCACUAGUGACGGACGAGUGAUUUUCUUCCUGCCAUGGGAAAAGAUGACUAUUGCCGGAACCACAGACACUCCAACUGAGGUCACACCUCACCCAAUACCUACAGAGGAAGAUAUUAACUUUAUUUUGACUGAAGUGCGCAACUAUUUGAGUUGUGAUGUUGAAGUGAGAAGAGGAGAUGUCUUGGCAGCAUGGAGCGGCAUUCGUCCUCUUGUCACAGAUCCCAGCUCUAAAGACACCCAGUCAAUAUCUCGGAAUCAUAUUGUUGCUGUUAGUGACAGUGGCCUUGUUACUAUAGCAGGUGGGAAAUGGACAACCUAUCGCUCCAUGGCACAAGAUACCAUUGAUGCAGCCAUCCAGGCUCACAACCUAAAGGCAGGUCCAUGUAAGACGGUAGGACUCUUACUGCAGGGGGCUAAGGACUGGAGUCCUACUCUUUACAUUAGGCUGGUCCAAGAUUAUGGACUGGAAAGUGAGGUGGCUCAGCACCUUGCUUCUACGUAUGGUGACAAGGCUUUUGAGGUGGCCAAAAUAGCCCAAGUUACUGGAAAGAGGUGGCCUAUUGUUGGAAAACGCCUUGUAUCUGAAUUUCCUUAUAUUGAAGCUGAGAUUACGUAUGGGGUAAAAGAGUAUGCGUGCACUGCAGUGGAUAUGAUUUCACGUCGCACUCGGCUGGCCUUCCUGAACGUGCAAGCAGCUGAUGAAGCCUUACCAAGAAUUAUUGAUAUAAUGGGGAAGGAACUUCACUGGAGUGAACAGAAGAAAAAGGAAGAACUUGAAUCUGCUAAAAAGUUUCUGUAUUAUGAAAUGGGCUACAAGGCAAAAUCAGAGCAAUUAACAGACAGCUCUGAAAUCACACUUAUACCUUCAGAUAUUGACAGAUAUAGAAAGAGAUUCCACAUGUUUGAUAAAGAAAAGAAAGGCUUUAUUACCAUACUAGAUGUUCAAAGUGUGUUAGAGAGCAUCAGCAUUCAAAUUGAUGAAAAUACGCUUCAUGAGAUUUUAAAUGAAGUGGAUUUGAACAAAAAUGGGCAGGUUGAACUCAAUGAGUUUUUGCAGCUCAUGAGUGCUAUUCAGAAAGGAUAUGUGUCUGGAAGCCGAUUGGCUGUACUCAUGAAAACUGCUGAAGAGAACCUACGUGAGAGAGUUGUUAUUCCAGUAGAUCGAAGUGGUGGUGGACUGUGAGUUUGAGAAGCACAAAACCUGCUUACAGCUACAAGAUAGUUUGUCUAUGUGUAGCUGCCUCAUUCAGUGCUGGAAAAUAUUCCAGUGCUUUCAAAUGUCUGUUUAUUCUACAUGAUCUGUAUCUGGCGGUCAGGGUAUACAAAAACAUACUGAUACAUUUCUUUUCCUUAUUUUCUGUGCUGAUAUUAAUACUCCAAAAUAUGGCCUUUUGGACUGGACAUGCUUUAGAGGUAGAAAUUAUUUGCAGGAAUUCAGAAUAGUCUGCAAAAGGCUUGUUCACAGAUACUCCCUCUCACAGCCUUUGUUAAGCUUUUAGAUAAUCUUCACCCUUAAAAAGAAAAUGAUGCACAAAGAGUGACUGCUGCCUGAGAUCCACAUCAUUAAAAGUAUAAUGCAUAUGUGCAAGACCAUAUGUGUUCAAAGUGCCUGUCCACAAAAAGGAAGAGAGGAAUCAUUUUGGUGGGGGAAGGGGGAAUGUUCACAUUUAGGUUUCAGGAGGAUGCCACAAAGAAAUAUCUUGAACACUGCCUAAAUUAAACAUCCUGAUAAGGAAUCAUAGUGAUAUUUAUAGAACGUUACAUAGAUAGUCACUUCAAUACUUCUCAAUGUUGUUCUCAUUCAAUGGCACCAAUUUUACUGCUAGACAGAUUUCUGGCAAUAAAAAUUUGACAGCAUGAGACUGGAAGAGCACAAGAUUGGACAAAAAACCCAAAAGUCUCGUAGAUGAGUUAUAAUGUAGAGUUAAAAAUGUAUGGGUACAGCUUUCACUCCUCUUCCUGUAAGUGUGAAAACCAUGCUUGUCUAGCAGGUAUUGGAGUCUACUAUAAAGUCUCAUACUGUUUGUUUUUGUAUUUUUAGACAAAUAUUGAAAGUAUGUAAAACAAGAACUUUGCCAUAGUGCACUAAUCCUAGCCACUUAAUAUUUGCAAAAUGUACACUUAAAUGGGAAAGUUACUUUGCAUUUCAGCAGGCCUUACUGAAAAGUGGUAAGGGCUAUUCAGCAAAUUAAUGCAAAGGCGAAAGAUCCAAUUUUGGACCAUUUAUUUGAGCCAUUCUCAACACAUACUCCACCUGGCUAUUUACCUUGCAACUCUUCCUGUUAUUAAAUUGGCUAUGAUCAGCAUUAAGAUCAGAUGGAGGAUUUCUGCCUGAUCUGUGACAGGGAGGGGAGAAUGAAUGCAUAUUUUAUUGGUGACUCUCUUUCAUAAUACUCCUUUGAGUAUGAAUACCAGUUUACAUCUCAAACGAGAAGCCUAGAGUUUUUAAAGUGCUACCACAUAUGUACACAACUAAAUGCAAACUGAAUUUAAUCCUGUUUUGCAAAUUCCUUAACAUGAUACUAAGUUAAUAUUCUGCAAGCAGUACAGUUCUGAAAAAUAGUCAAUUUAAAAAAAGAAUCAUAUCCAAAGUAUAUAAGUGCUGAGGAUUUAUAGUAACUAUAAUAAUAGUGCUAACUGCAGGUGGUAGUGUGUGAAUAUUUUGAUCUAGCAAGUUCCAGCUAUUAAAAACUGUACUUAUCUAAAAAUGGACGGAGGAAAACCCCACCUGCAGUUCUUAAAUGAAUAUGGAGCACUUAGUCUAAGCAACAUCUUGUGGGGGAGACAGUCUUCUAAAAAGUCCCUGGUAAGAUCCUUUUAAAUGAUUUUCAUUAUUAGAUUUUCCUAACAUCAAGAUGCUUUGUACCUUAUUGUACACAUUGCAAUGGAGAACCAACUUUCCUUGCCUUUGAGACCACCGAGCACUCAUUAGUAUGGCUCAGUCUAUGUGAAUUAAGUCCUCGUGCACACUUGAUUAUAUGAGGUCUAUUUAUGAACAGAAAGGGCCAUAGGAUUGUUGCUCUAUUACAUUUAUGCAUUGAAAUAUGUCAGUAUACACUGGAUAAAAUGUAUAUCUGUAUUUUUGAGGUGUAAAGCUAUUUGUGUCAAAUGUCCUUUCACGGUAAAGAGUAAAGAACACAAUAACAAUUUUGCCACAUAUUCUAGAACUGGAAGGAAAUCAAGGUACAAUAAUACAGAGUUUUGUUUUGUAUUUUUCAAAAAGACAUUAUGCUACCAAUAAUUUUUAAAGUGUAAUGGCUACAAGUGACAUAUAUAAGAGGCUUUUUCAGAUCAGGCGAAUAAAACCAUUGCAUUUAACAUUUUCUAUGGUUCAGUACACCUUUUAAAAUAAUUCCUCCUCUACUCCCUGAAAAGUUAUACUAUUAAUAAUAAUUGAAGUUUCACUGUAAAGCCUAGACUGUCUACCACAUACUCACUCCUUGCUGUUCUUUUGCUUUGCUAAUGUAAAUAUAACAAGCAGAAUGUAAAGGGAUUUUCAAGGCUGUGUGCCUGUCCUCUUAUAUUGAUUUACUUUGAAUUUUAGUUGCAAUAAAUGUCUUAGCUCUCUGCUUUUUUGUUUUUUUGUGGCAAAAUAGAAUGUGUAUAAAUACUUACUUUGUACAACAUAAAAAGUUGCAUAUAUUAUUUAUACUGGUUUAAAUAGUAAAACAAAAAAAAUCCAGAAUUAUUUGAUUUCAUCAACACACUUUAUGUUUUGAAAAAAGAUUACUUCAUGAUUACUGUUCAGGUCAAUUCAGCUGUAAAAUUUCAUUGUUCUGCAUUGUUCUAAUGUAGUAUGAAACUACUGUUUAAACAAAAACUAUAAGCCCAAUAGUGUCUGGGGGUGGGGGGGAAUGUAUACUGCAUAUUUUUCCAUGUGGCACUUUUAUGUAUUUUGUUGGGUUAUUGUUCUAGAUUGGACUGUUAAAUACUGUGUUUGAGACUGGGUUGUCAUUUUUAUAACUGUCUCAGUGUUUUAUUGCCAUUAUUUAUUACUUUUGAUAUACAGAAUGAGCCGCAUGCAUUUAUAGAGCAAUAAGAGAAUAUAUUUAAUGUGCCUUGUUUUUAACUGAAUAAGAACUGAAAGCAUGAAUCAAUAAAACUGAUUAAAAUGGUCCA
Messenger RNA from Gopherus evgoodei (Goodes thornscrub tortoise), 5682 nucleotides. RefSeq names its product glycerol-3-phosphate dehydrogenase 2 (gene GPD2). Gene Ontology annotation, biological process: glycerol-3-phosphate metabolic process. Gene Ontology annotation, cellular component: mitochondrion; glycerol-3-phosphate dehydrogenase (FAD) complex. Gene Ontology annotation, molecular function: glycerol-3-phosphate dehydrogenase (quinone) activity; calcium ion binding. NCBI's taxonomy places the organism in Eukaryota, Metazoa, Chordata, Testudines, Testudinidae. The transcript has 18 exons. The coding region runs from base 674 to 2746 and encodes 690 amino acids. The record is from RefSeq and is a predicted model, not a curated record.